AUGGAGAAGUACAACUUAACGGGGCACCGAUGGUUUACGAAAUUAUACACAGACCAGAGGUUUUGGAUUCCUUCAUAUUUUUUAGAUUUACCCAUGAGCGGUGUUCUACGUACCACCUCGCGUUCAGAAGCGGAGAACAGUGCGUACGGUAAAAACACACGCCCACAUUGUAGUCUGGUCGAGUUCUACGUGCAAUUUGAGAGCGUCCUAGAAACUCAACGGCACAGACAAAGUAAAUUAAAUGCUGAGAGUGAGGGGUCCUUGCCUGAUUUCAAAACUCCUUUAGCAUUGGAGCGACACACGGCGCAGGUAUUUACCUUAACAGUGUUUUAUGAGCUCCAGGUAGAGAUCGAAGCUGCAUGUUUUUAUUGCAGGGUUGUGGGGAUCCAUGCAGAUGGUGAGUGCAUCCGUUACGACAUUAGAGGGGAGUACAACGUUGUCCAUACUGUUGAUUAUACCCCGUCUUUGACUAUUGCGACAUAUUAUAGCAAUCAAUGUAGCUGCAAGUUGUUUGAAAGAUUGGGGUUUGUUUGCCGGCAUAUGUUUCUUGUGUUCAAAGAUGCCGAAAUGGUGAGCUUGCAAUCGCGGUACAUCGCAGCACGAUGGUGUAAGCAAGAAGGACUAGCUAGCUGGUGUGCUCGAUGUUCUGACUGCCCUCCUUUAGAAACUGUGCCUAGCCAGUUGUGGACUGAGAUACACAAUUGUGCCGUGAUGGUUGGAAGCAAUAAAGUGCGCCAAACGCGAAUGCUACAGGUAAUAAAAGAAUUGAGAGACGAGUUUCUCGGCGAUGGUAUGGGCGUUGACCCCCCAAAAGGAAACGGUGUUGCCAUUGCAGCUUUGUGCGGUGUGGAGCCGCCGACGUCCAUAAUUAUCAAACCGCCAGCUCAAGCAAAAAACAAAGGGACCGGCAAGCGAAUUAAAAGCCAACGCGAGUUAGCUAUUGAGACGAGUGACAAGGCUAGCAGAAAGUGCGGGGUGUGCGGCGAGUAUGCACAUCAUAAUGCCCGCAGCUGUCCGUUGAAGUGA
Ipomoea nil (Japanese morning glory) is the source of this 1026-nucleotide messenger RNA. Its product is annotated as protein FAR1-RELATED SEQUENCE 5-like. Gene Ontology annotation, biological process: regulation of DNA-templated transcription. Gene Ontology annotation, molecular function: zinc ion binding. The record is from RefSeq and is a predicted model, not a curated record. Bases 1 to 1026 code for a protein of 341 amino acids. NCBI's taxonomy places the organism in Eukaryota, Viridiplantae, Streptophyta, Magnoliopsida, Solanales, Convolvulaceae. The transcript is spliced from 2 exons.